UCUUAUCAGAAGAAUUCCAAUUGGAGCAGCUGAUUCCAUUUGCAUCCAGAAUGUCGCGCAAGAAUGUUUUGAGUUUGGUCAACACUAUAGUGGCUAAUUCCUGCAAGUGCCCCGCCCACUCGCAUAAUUAUGGUUCAGCCGCCCCUAUCGCCACCCAAACGGGUCGCAUGGAAUACGCUUUUGAGAUGUCUGCCUCUACAGUGCGUUUUGGACCCGGAGUAAGUGCCGAAGUGGGCGCCGAUCUUCGCAACUGGGGUGCCCAGAAUGUUUGCCUGGUUACGGACAAGAAUGUGGCCAAGUUGCCCUCGGUAAAGGUGGCUCUGGAUUCACUGGCUCGUCAUGGCAUCAACUACGAGGUGUACGACCAAACCCGAGUGGAACCCACGGAUAGCAGCAUGUGGCAUGCAGUGGAGUUUGCCCGCGGCAAGGAGUUCGAUGCCUUUUUGGCCAUUGGCGGGGGAUCGGCCAUGGACACAGCUAAGGCGGCGAAUCUAUAUAGUAGUGAUAGGCAGGCGGAGUUCCUGGACUAUGUCAACAGCCCCAUAGGAAAAGGAAAAGAGAUAUCCGUGAAACUAAAGCCACUGAUAGCUAUGCCCACCACCUCGGGAACAGGCUCGGAGACCACUGGAGUGGCCAUAUUCGAUUACAAGAAACUCCACGCCAAAACUGGAAUAUCCAGCAAGCUUCUCAAACCUACUCUGGCCAUUAUUGAUCCCCUGCACACCCUCUCCCAACCGGAGCGUGUGAUGGCCUUUGCCGGCUUUGAUGUCUUCUGCCACGCCCUGGAGAGCUUUACGGCCGUGGACUAUAGGGAGCGUGGUCCGGCGCCCAGUGAUCCCAGCCUGCGACCCACAUACCAGGGCAGGAACCCCGUCUCGGAUGUCUGGGCUCGGUUUGCUUUGACGACGAUUCGUGAUAACUUUGUGGACGCCAUUUACCAGCCGGAUAAUCUAAAAGCCCGGUCCCAAAUGCACUUGGCCUCGACAAUGGCCGGCGUGGGAUUCGGCAAUGCCGGAGUCCACCUGUGCCACGGACUUUCGUAUCCGAUUUCAGGAAAUGUCCGCAACUACAAGCCAAAAGGCUACUCUGCGGAUCACGCUCUUAUUCCACAUGGUCUUUCGGUGGUGAUCAGUGCUCCAGCGGUAUUUGAAUUCACGGCACCGGCCUGCCCGGAUCGCCACCUGGAGGCUGCCCAGCUGCUGGGCGCCGAGACGCGGGGAGUUCGCUCCGAAGAUGCCGGCCGCCUUUUGGCGGACACUGUGCGCGGUUUUAUGCAGCGUGCCGGCAUUGAAAAUGGCCUCCGGGAGCUGGGCUUCUCCAGCAGCGAUGUGCCUGCCUUGGUAGAGGGAACCCUGCCCCAGGAAAGAAUCACUAAGCUGGCACCCAGGGCCCAGACGCACGAUAACCUUUCGCAAUUGUUCGAGAAUUCCAUGGAGGUCUAUUAAUUAUUUGGGAGCUCUACUUACCCACGCUCGACUUGCUCGCUUGAUCAAAAGUUUUUAACUAACGGAAUCGGUAUCACUUAGUUGGUCACAUUUCCAAGAAGCUAUAGCUUUCAAUUUCGAAAAAAAGAACAACAAACACAGGGCCUGUUAAGUCCCCCAGAUUGUCAAUAAACUUUUGUAUAUACGUUUGAAAAAAAA
Molecule: messenger RNA, 1643 nt
Organism: Drosophila bipectinata
Lineage: Eukaryota; Metazoa; Arthropoda; Insecta; Diptera; Drosophilidae
Gene: T3dh
Product: Type III alcohol dehydrogenase
Cellular component (GO): mitochondrion
Molecular function (GO): metal ion binding; alcohol dehydrogenase (NAD+) activity
Source: RefSeq, a predicted model, not a curated record